UCACGGAAAAGCAGCGAUUUUGAACAGUUCCCGUCGGUCGCAGGGACGUGAACGGAGACAAUUUACAUUGGCAGUGGAAACUCGCUGGAAUGAAUUCAAUAUAGGAUCUUUAUCUAUCACUUUUUCUUUAUUUACGAUGAUAAAACGGACGUGGAAUCUCCUCUGUUUCGGUGGCCUCCUGUUUCUUAUUUACUACAUAUGUAUAUCUUCUACAGUGAUGUUAGGAGGCGGGAGCGACAGAGUCCUUCGUCAGUCCCAGCCGUCUGACGAGAGAAUCGUUCGACUCGAUUGCUCAGGCGUGACGGGCGAUAAGGCCGAUUCUUGCGACGAAGAUGGACAGCAGGAUCGCGACUCGGGACUCGCUCCUGGGGAUCCUGGAAUCACCCCGGAGAAUCCUCUCUUCGUCCUCAUCCUGAGUUCGCUCCCUCGAAGCGGUUCGACCAUGCUGUCCGAAGCCCUCUCGAGCCUUCCCGGUUCGGUGUUGUUCUUCGAGCCUCUUUGGAUCCAGGAGAAGACGAGCUGCAUUCAUGACGAGGAUUGCGUCGCCGACUUUUUGAUGGAUGCUUUCAGAUGCACGUACGGAGAAUCGUUCGAGGCGUGGUUACGAAGCAAGCACCUGUUCUUCAACUUCUUUCAUCCUGACGUUCGGAAAUGUGUUCGCAAAGGCAAAGGAAAGAACAAAGAAUGUUUCUCUCAAAUCGACGUUCGCGCUCUGUGCCGAGGCGCGCCCGUGAGGCUCACGAAGGUCAUCCGCUCGAAGCUCGUGUUCCUCGAGAAGUACGUGAGAGACGCAGACAACUUCAAGGUCAUCUACUUAACCCGAGAUCCGAGAGGAUCCCUCAACUCGAUCGCCAAGUUCAAGACGUGGAACCAAGACCCUCACGAGCGGUGCGAGGGCCUGGAGGAUGACCUCGCUGCCUACGAGAUCUUCUCGGAGAUCUACCCUUCGAAGGUCCUCCACGUCAAGUACGAGGACUUUUGCCUCCACCCGGAGAACAAAACGUCGGAGAUCAUGUCCUUCCUCACGGGGAACCACACGAUCCCCCAAGAGCUUCGAGACUACCUGGCGGAGCACAUGAGUAAGCGCCGCGGGAACCGGAACAUGAGCACCUUCAAAGACAGCAGGAAGGAGUUCCAGGCGUGGCGAAGCAAGAUCCCCGAAGACCUGCUGAAGAAGGUGGAGAGCGAGCCGGCCUGCGCGAGCUCCGUCCUGAAGAUGGGCCACAGGCUCUUCAAGUCGGUGAGGGUGGCGAGAAACUUCAACAUCUCUCUGUUUAUGGGAUCGCAUUUAUAAUGUAUUCUUGCUGUUCGUCUUUAUGAUACAUGUACUCGCGUUUAAGUGGCUUUCUCGACGGCACGAACGCGGACAUGAAGUGAUCGGAGAGAUCCCAAACCUCGAAGAUGUACAAUGUGGUUUACAUAUUCAAUACAGCAUUUCAGAUAAUACCAUUCCAGUGGAGAUAUAUAGAAUUAUUUUUAUUAAAGGAUAAUUGGAAUCACUA
Penaeus monodon (black tiger shrimp) is the source of this 1502-nucleotide messenger RNA. RefSeq lists its product as uncharacterized. Gene Ontology annotation, molecular function: N-acetylglucosamine 6-O-sulfotransferase activity. The record is from RefSeq and is a predicted model, not a curated record. The transcript is spliced from 2 exons. Gene Ontology annotation, biological process: sulfur compound metabolic process; N-acetylglucosamine metabolic process. The coding region runs from base 137 to 1294 and encodes 385 amino acids. NCBI's taxonomy places the organism in Eukaryota, Metazoa, Arthropoda, Malacostraca, Decapoda, Penaeidae.